GAAGUCCCCAACCAACAACCUUACGUUCCCAAAGUGCCAAAGCCAACCGAGGGUGCAUACACCAGGAUACACCAGCCUCAGUUUCCUACACUAGACAGCAAGGCCAUACAGGACAUGAUUGAUCAGGGUCUCUACAGCAACAAUGUGAAAAAGCUGGGAUGUGUCAGACCCCAACAGAUGAGAAUCGUUCCUAUGGGUCUGCCUCUGGGUUCAUGGAGUAUACAGAGGACACUGGAAAAUAAUACUCGACGACUGGAAGUUCUCAAGAGCUGUGUGAACUUUAUCUUUGACAACAAAAUAUCAGAUGCACGAAUUAUUUUCCCUGCUGUGCUGAGAGCAUUGAAGUCCAGCACAGCCAGGCUGGCACUGACACACGAACUUGGGGAACAUGUCCGCAGCAACCAGGCAAUGUUGGAUCCUCAACAGUUUGACUUUGUGGUCAAACUUCUCAACUGUGCCCUCAUGAAUGAUUCUAGCUUAGAUGAGUAUGGUGUGGCUGCAGCUAUACUACCACUGGCUACAGCCUUUUGUCGAAAACUGUGUACAGGGGUCAUUCAGUUUGCCUACACACUGAUUCAAGAACAUGCUGUCUGGGGCAGCUUACAGUUCUGGGAGCAGACAUUCUAUCAUGAUGUGCAGUUACAGAUACGGCAGCUCUACCUGCCAAUGUACGAGGAGCAUAUGGUGCUGAUGUCCAAGUCCACUGACAGCAGUGAAGACUCUUCCAAAGACAGCUUGGAAGACAGCAGAUCUUCAACACUCAAACCUAAACAGAUUGGGCCUUUGGAGAUAACUGCUGAACAGUUGAGAAUCUGGCCAACCAUGACCAGCGAGCAGCAGCAGGAGAUGAUUAACAAUGAAGAAUCGACUGUGUACAGCCAGGCCAUACAUUACGCCUACCGCAUGGUGUACAUGAGAGUCAGUCUAGAUGUUUCCAGAUCUAUGAAAAACAUGGCGCUAGAUGAGAACAGCAGUACAGUCACGCCCAGUGUGGCAGAAAGUGACAGUCUGGAUGCAGAGAGUGGCUUCGAUGAAACCGAGCAGACAGAUGUUGCUGCUGUAGUGACUAAGUUUGUGUCUCGUUUUGUGGACAAAGUGUGCAAUGAUAGCAGCGUCACACAGGAGCAUGUCAAAACUUUACAUCAGAUGAUACCUGGUGUUGUUGCUAUGCAUAUCGAAACCUUGGAGGCUGUGAAUAGAGAAAGCAAGCGUUUACCACCAGUACAGAAGCCCAAGAUUAUCCAGCCUGUGCUGCUGCCAGGAGAGGAGAUUGUUAUGGAGGGUCUCCGAGUCUAUCUGUUGCCAGAUGGACGUGAAGAGGGGACAGGGGGUAACUUGGGAGGCCCCAGCUUUUUGCCAGCUGAGGGGGCAGUGUUUCUGACAACUUACAGAAUUAUCUUCAAAGGCACGCCGUGUGAUCCUUUCGCUUGUGAGCAGAAUGUGAUCAGAAAUUUCCCAGUGUCAUCUCUGAUCAAGGAAAAGAAGAUCAGUGUGCAGCACUAUCUGCCUCACCUGGACCAAGGCUUGCAGGAGGGUCUACAGCUGCGAUCCACAGUGUUCCAGCUGAUCAAGAUUGCCUUUGAUGAGGAGGUCGGCUCUGACAACAUCGAAACAUUCCGCAAGCUUGUCAGCAAAGUCAGAAACCCUCCUACAGUAUUUACCACAUUUGCCUUCACCGGCCACACCAUACAUGCCUCAACUCAAAUGCAGAAAGGAAAGGAGAAGAAUGCUUCUUUAAGGCAAUUUGCCAAACGCACACUGCUGAAGACAGCAAGGAAGGCGGGUCUUAAGAAACAGACGAGGAGCAAACCAAAAAACUCCGUCACCAGUCCUCCAGCCAGCCGAAAAAGUGGAGGCAACCACUCUCCACGUUCGUCUGACAGUGAGUCAGAGUGCCCCAGCAGUCUUCAUUAUGAUGAUCUUUCAGUCAUAGAUGAAAAUGAGCUGAUCCCAUCCUACUCAAGUGAUCCCAGGAAUAUUGAGCGUCUGAUGGAGCGGCACGCUUACCAAGAUUACCAGAGACUAGGACUAGGCAGCGUGGCAAUGGCCGGUCAGCGUGGUGGACGCUCGGAACCUUUCAGAGUGUCCACUGUUAAUUCAAAUUAUAUACUGAGCAGAAGCUAUCCAGCACUUUUGGUGGUGCCUCAGUCAGUGUCAGAUGAAAGUAUACGAAAAUUUUCCAGGUGCAAUAGACAGAACAGAUUUCCGGUAAUAACGUGGCGACACCCAAAAACACGAGCUCUUCUACUCAGGGCUAGUGGUUUCCAUUCAAGGAGCCUGAUGGGAAUGUUGCGGCCACACAACACUGCAACAAGCACUUCAAGUGGUGGCGAAGCAUCGUCAACCUUAGAGCAGGAGAAAUACUUCUCACUUCUGGUGGCAGCCACACCAAGUAGCUAUCGUAACAAUGCCCUGGUGCACUCAAACAGCGACUCUCUCACGUCCCUGGAUUCUCUGAUGAUGGUGGGGAUGGGCGGAGAUCCUCUCAACAUUCCCUCAACCCCUGAACCCGCACGACGGAUGGCUCGAGGGGAUACACUGGACAAAAGAGUCAGUGCACCUCCUUCUUCAACAGCGGCAAAUACCAGGAACAAAAACGCAUCUGUAAAUAGAAUGGGAAGCAUGCGGGAGAGGUCACCAAAUCAGAGGCUUCAGACAUCACGUGAUGCACAACAUGGGGAUAUAGUCAAUAACAGCAUCAAACAUCUCCAGCAUGUGGCUCUGUAUGUGCUUGGGGAGAAGGCUCAGAUGAAAGGUAUCAAGGUGGAGUCGUUCCCCAAGUGUGACUUCAUCCCAGUUGACUUCUAUGAGGUGCGCCAGGUGAAGGCCAGCUUUAAGAAGUUAAUGAGGGCAUGUGUGCCUAGUAGUCCUCUCACUGGGCCUGAUCACAGCUAUCAUAAAGCAGUGGAGGACUCUGAGUGGCUUCUGCAGCUGAAAAGUAUCCUUCAGCUGGCUGGUGCAGUGGUAGACUUGCUGGAUGUGCAGGGCUCUUCUGUGAUGAUCUGCCUGGAGGAUGGCUGGGAUAUCACAACACAGGUGAUCUCUGUAGCUCAAGUCAUGAUGGACCCGUACUACCGCACUGUGGAGGGCUUCAUAACUCUCAUCGAGAAGGAGUGGCUGGGCUUUGGUCAUCGCUUCAGUCAUCGCAACAACCAGACAGCCUCGACACAAACCAGUGGUUUUGCUCCAAUCUUCUUGCAGUUUCUGGAUGUAGUACAUCAGAUACACUGUCAGUUUCCUUUGUCCUUUGAGUUCAGCCGGUACUUCCUGCGUUAUCUGGCCUACCAUUGUGUCAGCAACAGAUUCCGCACGUUCAUGCUGGACAGUGAGCUCGAGCGUGUGGACUCUGGCUGGCUGCUGGAGGAGCAGCACAGUAUCCUCAGUCCGGACAAGAGUGAAGAGAGUCUAGAACAUCAUGCCAAACAUCAUGUUCUUUACCCACACUUACCUAGUCUUUUAGAGCAUGGCCGGCAGAUUUCUUCAGAGAGCAGACAGUCAUGUGGAGCAUCCCUGUGGGAACACAUUGACAAACUGAGUAGACAGUCUCCUGUCUUCUUUAACUUUGCCUACGCUAUGGAGGACCAAGAUCCGAUUCUGAGGCCCUUCAGCAAUGUGUCCAACCUCAAAAUAUGGGACUUUUAUACCACCGAGGACUUGUGUCGAGGAGUGUUGUAUGACCUGGACCUGGAAGACAGAGAUGCACCGGGAGAGGAGCUUGAGGUGGAAACCAUGGGUGUCAGCAGGAGGCAAACACUGAAUGCUUGUUACCACAACAUCUUACUACAACACCCUGAUUUCUUCUGGUCAAAGAUACAGGAGAUCCAUCGACUACAAGCUGAACUAGGCAUCAAGCAGUCACCAUGGAGAGCAAUAUUUGACAGAUUGGAAUGUCCUGGAAGAAACCAGUUCCAUCGCCAGGUAUCCCUCAAUACACAGUUAGUACGUUCACACAGCCGCUCCAUCCAUAAGAGAUCAACCCUGGAGAUUCUGGUUCGGGGUAAAAUGCUUGGUGAUGCUGCACGAAUGUUCUCACAACCACAUAGAUUUGAAAAGCACACAUACACCACAUCGACAUUCUGUGAUUAUUGCUCUCAGAUGCUGUGGGGACUCUCCAAAACUGGUUUGCACUGUGCUGACUGUGGCUACAACUGUCAUGACAAGUGCCAAGCUUACGUGCCCAGAAACUGCCAGAAGUUGAAAGCUGUCGGUGACACCGGGUUGAGUUCACCCCAUCUACAGGGCAAUGGUGGCCCCACGUCUAGUGCCAAUACAGCACCAGCUUCACACUUUGAUCACUACAAGUCCUCGACUGCAGAACACAGGACCCAUGAUGGCUAUCUAUACAAGCAAGGGCAGCUCUUCAGACAGUGGAAGCAGAGAUGGUUUGUUCUGGAUUCCAUGAAACAUCAGCUGCGUUAUUAUGAGACCCGUGAUGAUCCCAACUGUAAAGGCUCCAUAGACCUGUCUGAAGUGGAGUCUGUGACCCUGGUCAAGUCUGUGCCUGGAGCAUUGAAGAGGGCGGAUGAGAACUCUUUCAUAGAGAUUCGAACUGUGCGACGAGUGUACAAUUUUAUGGCCUCAGACUCAAAGUCAGCAAUUGACUGGGUGGACAAGCUUCAGGGCUGUAUACAGAGAGAAUAG
Molecule: messenger RNA, 4641 nt
Organism: Candidula unifasciata
Lineage: Eukaryota; Metazoa; Mollusca; Gastropoda; Stylommatophora; Geomitridae
Source: the annotation of a GenBank genome assembly